GAAAGCUUCGUCUUCCAAUUCACGCUGCACGCUCCUUCACGCGCCUUCUCCAUCUCACGGCCAGAUCCGCCGGAGAUCCACCGUCUUCUUCUCUUCUCUCUCUUGGUUUCGCUGACGGCGACAGACGAGGAAUUCUUUGAUCGGAAGCUCCAUUUCUAGGGGUUUUUUAGUAUUGCUAGACGAUUUGCCGUGAGGGCCGAGAAUUCUGGCAAUUUUCGAGAGGAGGCUUGUGAUUGUUGACAGAAUUGCGCUAGAAACUUAUUCACCGAGGUAGAUUAUAUAUGAUUAGAGGUUUGGGUGGUUGGGUUAUAAGAGGAGUAAUGGCUACGGAUAUGCAGAAACUGCUUGGAACUAGUGAAGAGGAUGAUGACGAAGAAAUGGAUAUGGAUGUGAAGGAAGAAGAUGAUGGAGACCGACGAAAUAGAGACACACGCGCAGCUUCAGGCAGUAGUAAUGAUGAGUUUAUGUUUCAGCAGUCAAUGCAAGAUCAAGUGGGCACUCCUGGGGGAGGAGGAAGUCGCAGAAGUAGACCGCUUGAAGAGAAGGAGCGAACUAAGUUGAGAGAGCGCCAUCGAAGGGCUAUUACUGCAAGGAUACUAGGCGGGUUACGAAGGCAUGGGAAUUAUAACCUGAGAGUUAGAGCUGAUAUUAACGAUGUUAUCGCGGCUUUGGCAAGGGAAGCUGGAUGGGUUGUUCUUCCUGAUGGAACUACUUUUCCAGCCAAAUCUCAGGGGGCAAAGCCUACUGGUGGUUCUUCUGCCGUUGCCGCAGGUUCAUCAGCUUCUCACAUUGCAUCACAGCAAACCUCUACUCCUGCUCUUAGAGUGGUAUCAUCUGGGCGUAGAAGCCCAGUGGAACUCAGCGCUUGCCGUAUGAAAGGUGUUUUCACACCUGCUCCAUCGCCAUAUGAUAUACUCCCAACUCAAUCUCCAGAACUGGUUGGAAGUGUAAAUAAGGCUGAGGGGCUUGUUGGUUGCUCAGUCGAUGUUAUCAACUCUAAACAGAUUCUCGAGAUUCCUCCAAAUCUGACAGAGCAAGAUUUCUCUGGCACUCCUUAUGUUCCGGUUUAUGUGAUGUUACCACUUGGGGUUAUCAAUAUGAAGUGUGAAUUGGCUGAUCGAGAUGGACUGGUAAAGCACUUAAGAAUAUUGAAGUCAAUCCAUGUCGAUGGAGUUAAAGUGGAUUGUUGGUGGGGAAUAGUUGAGGGUCAUUCCCCCCAGGAGUAUAAUUGGACUGGUUAUAGGCAGCUUUUUCAGAUGGUCCGCGAUCUUAAUCUUAAGAUACAGGUUUUAAUGUCCUUUCAUGAAUGUGGAGGCAAUGUUGGUGAUGAUGUUUGCAUCCCACUUCCUCAUUGGGUGGCAGAAAUAGGGCGAACCAAUCCUGACAUAUAUUUCACUGAUAGAGAGGGAAGACGAAACCCAGAAUGCCUUUCUUGGGGUAUUGACAAGGAGCGUAUUUUAAGAGGCAGAACUGCACUUGAGGUGUACUUUGAUUACAUGAGAAGUUUUCGGAUAGAACUUGCAGAGUUUCUAGAGGAUGGUGUAAUAUCUAUGGUUGAAAUUGGACUAGGCCCCUGUGGAGAGUUACGGUAUCCUUCUUGUCCCAUAAAACACGGGUGGCGAUAUCCAGGUGUUGGAGAGUUUCAGUGUUAUGACAAGUAUCUCUCGAAGAGCCUGAGAAAGGCAGCAGAAUCAAGGGGGCACCUGUUUUGGGCUCGAGGCCCGGAGAACACCGGCUCCUACAAUUCCCAGCCACAGGGAACCGGUUUCUUCUGUGAUGGAGGUGACUACGAUGGCCUCUAUGGAAGAUUCUUUCUCAAAUGGUAUUCACAGGUUUUGAUAGAUCAUGCUGACCAAAUCCUCUCUCUCGCUAAACUAGUCUUCGACAGUAGCUGCAUUGCAGCAAAGCUCCCAGACGUCCACUGGUGGUACAGAACAGCAAGCCAUGCCGCUGAGCUAACCGCUGGAUUCUACAACCCGAGCAACCGAGAUGGUUAUGCUGCAAUUGCAUCUACACUUAAGAAGCAUGGUGCCACUCUGAGUUUUGUAUCUGGAGAAGUGCAAGUUCUAAACCGUCCCGAUGAUUUCUCAGGAGCAUUAGGAGAACCUGAGGCAGUAGCUUGGCAGGUGUUAAACGCUGCGUGGGACAGCGAUACACCGGUUGCUCGAGAGAACUCGCUUCCUUGCCAUGAUAGAGUUGGUUAUAACAAAAUGUUAGAAAGCGUUAAGUUUCGGAACGAUCCAGAUAGAAGGCAUUUGUCAUCAUUUGCCUAUAGUAGACUCGUCCCAGCUCUCAUGGAAGGACAUAACAUUGUGGAAUUUGAGCGGUUUGUGAAGAAAUUGCAUGGGGAAGCUGUAAUGAAUCAUCAUCAUCAUCAUCAACAGGUUUAGAGUUUUGUUUGUCCCUGGAUCUGCUGAAAUUAUUUACUGUUAAUGUUGUUAAUUUUAUUAGUUUAGCAUCAUUUCUGUAAAUUUUUGUCAUUAAAAAAGUAAGGCGAUU
Molecule: messenger RNA, 2499 nt
Organism: Arabidopsis arenosa
Lineage: Eukaryota; Viridiplantae; Streptophyta; Magnoliopsida; Brassicales; Brassicaceae
Source: the annotation of a GenBank genome assembly